AGAAGCUGGAGGCCCAAGCAAGUGCUGCUAGAGCCAGAGCUGAGUUGCGGCCCGGAUUCGGAAAAAGUCCGGCUCCCAGCAGGCGUGGGCCGGCUUCCCUCGGCACCGUGGGUACCCUGCGCCGCGAUGUGGGCCGCCCUGAGGACAGCCCUGCGGCCUUGUGCCCGCGCCGCAGCCUCCCGGCCGCACUCCUACCACGGGGACGCAGUGGCCUCGCUGGGCUCCCGGCAGGACGCGGGCUCCGCCGUGUACCAGGAGAACUACGAGCAGAUGAAGGCACUGGUGGGUCAGCUCCGAGACCGCGUGGAGCAGGUCCGACGAGGAGGCAGUGAAAAAGCCCGGGCGCUUCAUACAUCAAGAGGAAAACUGUUGCCUAGAGAAAGAAUCGACAACCUUAUCGACCCAGGGUCUCCGUUUCUGGAGUUUUCCCAGUUUGCAGGAUAUCAGCUGUACGGUGAGGAGGACGUCCCUGCAGGCGGCAUCAUCACUGGCAUUGGAAGGGUGUCAGGAGUAGAAUGCAUGAUUGUUGCCAAUGAUGCCACUGUCAAAGGAGGCACCUACUACCCUGUGACUGUGAAAAAACACCUCCGGGCACAAGAAAUUGCACUGCAGAACCGGCUCCCCUGCAUCUACCUGGUUGACUCAGGUGGCGCCAACUUACCUCGCCAAGCAGAUGCGUUUCCAGAUCGCGAUCACUUUGGCCGCAUCUUCUAUAAUCAAGCAAUUAUGUCUUCUAAAAAUAUUACACAGAUCGCCGUGGUCAUGGGCUCCUGCACUGCGGGCGGCGCCUAUGUGCCUGCGAUGGCCGACGAGAACAUCAUCGUGCGCAAGCAGGGAACCAUUUUCUUGGCGGGACCCCCUCUGGUUAAAGCAGCCACCGGUGAGGAGGUCUCUGCUGAGGAGCUUGGAGGUGCCGAUCUUCACUGCAGGAAGUCUGGAGUCACUGACCACUAUGCCUUGGAUGAUCAUCACGCCCUUCACCUAGCAAGGAAGAUUGUGAGGAGUCUGAAUUACCAGAAGAAAUUGGACGUUACUGUUGAGCCUUCCGAAGAGCCUUUGUUUCCUGCUGAUGAGUUGUACGGCAUAGUUGGUGCUAACCUGAAGAGGAGCUUUGAUAUCCGAGAGGUCAUUGCUAGAAUUGUGGAUGGAAGCAGAUUCAACGAGUUCAAAGCUUUCUAUGGAGAUACAUUGGUCACAGGAUUUGCUCGAAUAUUUGGAUACCCGGUAGGUGUCAUUGGAAAUAAUGGCGUUCUUUUUUCCGAAUCUGCAAAAAAGGGUGCUCACUUCAUCCAGCUGUGUUGCCAAAGAAAUAUUCCUCUGCUGUUCCUUCAGAACAUUACUGGAUUCAUGGUUGGCAGAGACUAUGAGGCCGAGGGAAUUGCCAAAGAUGGUGCCAAGAUGGUGGCCGCUGUAGCCUGUGCCAGAGUGCCUAAGAUAACCGUCAUCAUCGGGGGGUCCUAUGGGGCUGGAAACUACGGCAUGUGUGGCAGAGCUUACAGCCCCAGAUUUCUCUACAUGUGGCCAAAUGCUCGCAUCUCAGUGAUGGGAGGAGAGCAGGCAGCCAACGUGUUAGCCACCGUAGCCAAGGACCAGAGAGCUCGGGAGGGGAAAGAGUUCUCCAGUGCUGAUGAAGCAGCUUUGAAAGAACCCAUCAUUAGGAGGUUCGAAGAGGAAGGAAACCCCUACUAUUCCAGUGCAAGGCUGUGGGAUGACGGCAUUAUUGAUCCGGCCGACACCAGGCUGGUCCUGGGUCUCAGCAUUAGCGCAGCCCUCAACGCACCGAUCCAGAAGACUGACUUUGGUGUCUUCAGGAUGUAACUGGAGUCAACCACACACCAAAACGUGUAAUAGCCUUAAAGGUUAAAGUUUUUUUUUUUUUUUUUUAAUGUGGCUGUUACAAUAAGUUUUUCUAAACACAGUGCUUUGUACUUUUCUACCUU
Octodon degus (degu) is the source of this 1940-nucleotide messenger RNA. RefSeq names its product methylcrotonoyl-CoA carboxylase 2 (gene Mccc2). The record is from RefSeq and is a predicted model, not a curated record. NCBI's taxonomy places the organism in Eukaryota, Metazoa, Chordata, Mammalia, Rodentia, Octodontidae. The transcript is spliced from 17 exons. Gene Ontology annotation, biological process: L-leucine catabolic process. The coding region runs from base 127 to 1818 and encodes 563 amino acids. Gene Ontology annotation, molecular function: methylcrotonoyl-CoA carboxylase activity. Gene Ontology annotation, cellular component: mitochondrion; methylcrotonoyl-CoA carboxylase complex.